Molecule: messenger RNA, 12849 nt
Organism: Osmia bicornis bicornis
Lineage: Eukaryota; Metazoa; Arthropoda; Insecta; Hymenoptera; Megachilidae
Product: dynein axonemal heavy chain 12-like
Exons: 2
Coding region: 1154-12778 (3874 amino acids)
Biological process (GO): microtubule-based movement
Cellular component (GO): dynein complex
Molecular function (GO): minus-end-directed microtubule motor activity; dynein light intermediate chain binding; dynein intermediate chain binding
Source: RefSeq, a predicted model, not a curated record
CAAUCUAUGGCGAGGUAUACAUAUAAGGGAAGCAAGGAUGUAUGUGGAAUACAUAGGAAUACAUGGAUGUAAAGGAUGGAGAGAUACAAGGGUUGCAGGGAUGUAAGUAAUGCAGGAAUAUAAAGAAAGCAGGGAUGUGAGGAAUACAGAGUUGUAAGGGGUGCAGGGAUGUAUGUGGAAUACAUAGGAAUACAUGGAUGUAAAGGAUGGAGAGAUAUAAGGGUUGCAGGUAUGUAUGUAAUGCAGGAAUAUAAAGAAGGUAGGAAUGUAAGGAAUGCAGAAAUGAAAGGGAUGCAAAGAUGUAAGGGACGCAGGAAUAUAAGGAAUACAUGGGUGUAGAGGAUGGCGGAAUAUAAGGGCUGCGGGGAUGUAGAUCUGCGUAUCUCGGCGGUCGCUACAAGACUAAAGGAGUUUCACCUUGCUCUACGGUUGACAACGGUACCCGAUCAGCCAUGGCGUUCCCCUUUGUCGCAGCAGUCAGCUACCGGUGCUCGAAUCAGUGGCUGUAAUAUUUUUUUUUUUUUUUUUUUAACGUGGGGAAAUCUUACAUAAGACCCCCCACCGACCCCUGGGGGUGGGCGGCGGGGGAGUGUCAGAUUCCUACUGACUAAAACCCCACGGCGACCGACACUGGCGAAACGAGGGCUCCGGGACCUUAUGUACAUUAUUCCGGAGCCCUCUACGCCUGGCACACAAUUGCCAGCAUGUGGCCGAUACCGGGGGUCGCACCCAGUGUCGGCCCCUGUUUGGGCCGCGUGCAAAGGCGUCUAGAGCCCCCACUCCCAACGCCAUUCGCGCUUUCAAUAUCGGAAGCACCUAUGGAUAAUUAAUUAUUUUGACAUCCGGGUUUCGAAUCGAGCUCAUCAUUCAUUUUACUGGUUAAUUCAUGAACCGACCCGCCAAGCGACCAAGGUAUUGAUAAAACAUACUGCUAGUUAAUCCCAUGGUAUAUUAACUGUACUAUCUGUCAUAAAUAUAUUUAAAACUGUUACAAAUAUACUGCUAAUAUAAUUGUUCGUAAUAAUAAUUCAUAAGAUUUUAUGUUGUUGCAGUCAAAGGACUUUUGUAUCGUACAUGCAAUCUUAAUUAUAAACACUACAAAAUAAGGUAAUAAAAUUAAUAGUUCCUUUUAAAGAAAAUUUUCUGAAUUUAUAUGCAGAACUUUUGUAGGAGUUCAUUUAUAUGGGAUAAGAACAUGAAUGUGGUAAAUAUAUGCAACUCUAGUAUUGGAGCUUGUAAACCUGAAAAUUUAAUAUAUAAUGAGAUGGAAAUAUGUUUAGAAAAUAUUAGUUUUACAAAAUUUCCAAUUGAAUGGGAAGAACAUAUUUUGAAUUUAUUACCGAAAAUGUAUAAAAAGAAAUAUUUUUCAUUAAUACAAUUGAUAUUGAAUGAAAUAAACAAUAUUUAUAAUAAGGAUAUGCAAAAUUGUAUAAUGGAAGCUAUAUUAUUGAUGCCAAACAAAAAUAUAGAUCAUUUUUCUACACGAAAUUGUAUGAAUUAUAACAUUCUGAAUGAGAAAAAUGGUUUCACUUAUAAUAUAUUUAUAAUUCGCCGCGAAUUAUUAAAAGAAAAAUAUUUUCUUUCUUUAGAACCAAUUAAGUUCAUUAUAAAUACAGCACAGUCUAAACUUCCAACAGUUAUCUGUAAUUUUGAUCAUUACUGUUCUUAUGGACUUAUAUCAUUAACUGAUUUUCAACAGAUGAUUAUCAGUGACAUUAGAAAAUCUUUGAUGCUAAUAAAUCAGUAUUACAAUGAAGUAUCUAAAGCUGUAGCUAAAAUAGCAACUGAUAAAAAAAAAUUACCAAGUAUCAUGCAAUGUAUAACACAUGUUUUUGUGCAACAAAUUAUAAAUAUCAUGAUAGGAUCUAUUAACCAUUUGUUAAACAUUUUAAGUGAUGAACAUCAUUGCCCACAAAUUAAAUUUCAACUUAUUCUCCAAAAUAAUCAGCUUCUUGUUAGUCCUAGCAUUGAAGAAAUAUAUUCACUAUAUCAUAGUAUAAUUGGGAAUAUUAGCACUAUUGCCCAAGAUUUAGUACCAUUGGAAGAAUGGUUAAAUAUCAAACCACAAUCUAGAUAUAUUAAAAUAAAAUUACCCGAUUGGUAUAUUAAAGAAUCCCAUGAUAAAUUAGAUGUUACAUUAUGUAAUUUAUUUCAAUCUAUGAAUGAACAUGUUGCACAUAUCAGUGAAGAAUUUUAUCCCAUAUGUGUACCAACAAUAAAAGAUCAAAUACUAUUAUUAACAUCAGGAGAAAUAAAUUUUGAUUUAUAUCUCAAAUACAUAGAAAAGUAUAAAAUAUAUUUAGUAAAAGCAAAAGGAAUUGUUGCGAAUACAUAUCACACAGUAGGAAAAUUAGAACAAUAUGAAGCUAGAAAUGCUUUAAAAAAAGAAUCAUAUAAUAUUGUAGACAUUUUUUUAAAUAAAUUAAUUGAUUAUCAUCAAGAAUUUAAUCUGUCUAUUUGUUCAGAAUUCGAAAAUCUAAAAACAAAAGCUUUAAAUGUUCCGAAAAACGCACAAUCUUUAAUUGAAUUAAGUGAAUAUGUCUCAUAUGCUUUCAAAGUAUUAAUGGAAGAUUUAGAAUGUAAAAUUCAGAAAUCAAUUCACAUGUUAAGUGCAUUAUUAGAAAUUACACUUUUAUCAGAGGAUCACAUUGAAUUAAACAGAAAAACUAUCAAUUGGUUGCAUGGGAUUGAACCUGUGUUUAAACAACAUCAUGUAUUAUGUGAAGCAAUGAAAACUGAAUUAGAAGAAGAUAUGCAAAGUAGAAUAAAUGAUUUAAAUUCAGAGGUAGACAAUAUUGUUCCUCAACUUAGUGUUUUAGAUAAUAUGGAUGACAUAAACAGAAUUGGAGAAUAUAUUGAAUAUUAUAAAGGUCUUCUCAAACAAGUAAAACAAAUCAUGGGUGAAAUGCAAAGAAUCAAUGAAGAAGAAAGAUUAUUCAAGUUUCCAGAAACUGAGUAUCCUAAAAUACUAGAAUUACAUGAAAUAAUUGUGCCAUUUUAUGAUCUAAUUUAUCUCAUUCAUCAAUGGCAGAGAGAUAAUGCCAUAUGGUUAGAUGGUCCCUUUGAAUGGUUGGAUGCUGUUAUUAUAGAACAAAAAACGCUGAAUUAUUUUGAAAAGAUUACUGAAAUGAAUAAAACGUUUAAAGCAAGAAUUAAAAUGGAUGUAAGUGUAAAUAAAUGCUUCAAAUUUUCUGGAAUUGCUGAUGAUCCAGAUCCAAUGCAACAGCCUGCUCCACUGAAGUUGUGCUGGCAAGCACUUAAUGAUAUAAAUGAUUUUAAGAAAUAUUUACCAUUAGUAAAAUGUGUAUGUAAUCCAGCUCUUCGAAAACGACAUUGGAUUGAGAUGUCUGAAAUAUGCAAUUUUGAUUUAACACCCAAUGCUGGAACAAGUUUAAGAAAAAUUAUUCAAUUUAAUUUAAUGGAUGAUAUCGAAAAGUAUGAAGCUAUUAGUACAGGUGCAAAUAAAGAAUUAAACUUACAACAAAAGUUACUGAAGAUGAUUCAAGAAUGGGAUGACAUUUCUUUUGAAAUAAAAUAUAAUGAAAAAUCUGGAAUUAAUGAAUUUUCCAAUUUGAAUACUAUUGAAUUGUUGCUUGAAAAUCAUCUUGUAAUAAUUGAAGACAUGAAAACUUCAAAUUUUGUUAAACCAAUAAUUUCGACAGUAACAGACUUUUACACAUCUCUUAUCAGGAUUCAAAAAAUUAUCGAUAAAUGGAAUUAUAUUCAAAUAUUAAUACCUAAUUUAGAUACUAUUUUUUAUCAUCCUAAUAUUAAAAUACAGUUAAUCGAAGAAUCAAGUUUAUACAAAGAAAUUAAAGAAGUUUUGAAAAAUAUUGAAAAUAGGCUUUCAAAAAAUUCUACUUUUCGAGAAAUUGAUAAUCCAUUGAUUUUAAAUUUUGUAUGCAAUAUUACUGAAAAACUUGAAAAAGUACACGAAGGAGUAAAAAAUUAUUUAGAGACUAAGAGAUUGUGUUUGCCGAGAUUCUUUUUUCUUUCUGAUGAAGAAAUUGAAGGAGUACUAUUUAGAUCAUAUGAUCGAAAAAAAUUACAUAUAUCAAUACAGAAAUGUUUUCAGGGAAUAAAAAGAAUAAAAAUGAAUAAAAAGAAUUGUAUUUUUGCUAUUGUUGGUGAUUCUGGAGAGGAAGUGCAUUUAGAAAAAUUUGUUUCACUUCACACUCCCUAUGAUUGUGAGGAAAAAUGGUUAAUACACUUGGAAAAUGAAGUACAUGCUAUAAUAAAGGACAGUAUUUUGCAAUGUUAUCAGAAAUUUAGUAAAAUAUUUUCAUACAACAACAUUGAAAAUUUUCCAAGUAUGGUAAUUGUUUGUACUUUCCAACUUUAUUGGACUUCUGAAAUUCAUAGUUGUUUUACACCAUUUAAUUCUGAAGCAUUAAAGUUCUUGCACUUAAAAUAUAUUAAUCAUCUCAAUGAUUUAAUUAACGAAUUGAAAAGCUAUUCAAUACAAAGAUGCAGGAAUGUAUUAAUGUCUAUAAUUACCAUAGUAGUGAAUCAAAGAGAUAUUAUUAAAUUGCUCAUAGACAAAAAUAUCUCUAAUUCUGCAGACUUUGAAUGGAUUACACAAUUACGUUAUUAUUUGGAAGAAAAUUGUAUAAAGGUAUUAAUGUUUAAUACAACUAUAAACUAUGGGUAUGAAUAUAGUUACUACAAGCAAUCUGUUGUUAACACUAUGUUAACAGAUAGAUGUUUUCAUACUCUUAUUCAAGCAUAUAAAUAUCAUUUAUAUGGCGCUAUUACAGGACCAUCUACUACAGGAAAAACAGAAACUAUGACAAGUUUAGCAAAAGCUAUCGCGGUAAACUUUCAUAUUUUCAGUUGUGCUAAUAUAUUGUCUUAUAAUUUUCUAUCUCAAACAUUAAAAGGACUUAUUUCUUGUGGAGCAUGGCUUUGUUUCGAAAAUUUUGAUGAAUUAAAAUUAGAAUUUUUAUCUAGGAUUACUCAAAACCUCAUUUGUAUUUUUCAUGCUAUUGCAACAAAUUUGAAGAUAAUAACACUUGAAGGUUCAUCAUUGAAUCUAAAUCCAACUGGACAUAUUUGCAUUAUUACAAAAUUAAGUUUGUUUAACUACCAUGAUUUACCUGAUAAUUUAAAACGAUUAUUUAGAACAGUGUCUAUGGUUGCACCAGAUAUCAGUAAAAUUAUAGAAAUUGAGCUUUUUGCUGCUGGUAUGUCUAACUCAAAAUCUUUAACUUUAAAAUUGAUUACAUUUUACAAAUUACUAUCUGAACAAUUGCAAUGCAAAUCGUGUAAUACUUUUAAUCUAUAUUCUGCAAAGGCAGUUGCUAAAACUAUCAUUUAUUUAAAAAGAUGCUUUCCAGAUGAGAAUGAAACUCUUUUACUUUUACGUUCAUUGAUUGAUAUUAAUCUUCCUCAGCUGUGCAGUGUGGAUAUACUUCUUUUUAAAAAUAUAAUACAUAAUAUGUUUCCGGACAUUACUUUAUUACCUCCAAAUUACUCAACAUUUUUAGAAACUCUUGAAGUAAUAUGUAAAUCUAAAUCUUUACACAUCCAUGAUGUUUUUAAGCUUAAAAUGUUGCAGAUGUUUGAAUUAAUGUAUAUACAUAAAGGUUUAAUCCUUAUUGGUGAUCCAUUUGUAGGAAAAACAGAAAUUUUAUAUGUUCUUAGAGAUAUAUUACUGACUUUAUAUGAACAAGGGGUCAAAUUUGGUAUUAAUGUAAAGCUGGAAACUAUAAUUCCGAGUGUAAUUGAUGUUAAACGCACUUUCGGUUAUUUUGAUGAAAACUUUAAGCUUUGGAAAGAUGGAAUAUGUUCUAAAAUGUUUCGUUCAUUUUCAGAAACUGAUUGUUCUAAUAAAACAUGGAUAAUAUUUGAUGGACCCUUAAAUAAUGUUUGGAUUGAGAAUUUAUAUUCAGUUCUUGAUACAAAUAAGGUGUUAUGUCUGGAAUCAGGUGAAAAAAUUAAUGUAGUAGAUUCUGUAUCAAUUAUUUUCGAAACAAUGAAUUUAGUACAUGCUUCUCCUGCUAUUUUAUCAAGAUGUGGUAUAAUUUAUAUUGAAUCAGAUUCUGUUGAUUGGAGAGCAAAUAUUAAAACACAUAUUGCUAGGCACAAUAUUUAUAAUAGAUAUGAAGAAACGUUAUAUCAAUUAUUUGACUGGAUUAUGGAUCCUUCUUUGCAAUUUAUAUACAAACAUUGUACUUUAAUUUUAAUUGUUGGAAAACUACAUUGUGUAAUGUCUACACUGAAUUUGCUAGAAAUGUAUUUAAGAGACAUCCAAACAGAAAAUACUGAAGAGAAAGAUAAAAUGAAUCAUUUUUUAACAUGGAUACAAGCUGCAUUUAUAAUGUCUAUUAUAUGGGGACUGGGCGGAAAUUUGAAUAUGAACUUUCAUGCUAAGUUUAAUUCCUUUUUUGUGGAUCUUUGGAAUGGUACGAAUAAAGAGUAUCCAAAACCAGAAGUAUUAAAAAAUUGUGAUGUUACAUUACCUAAUGAAGGUUUAAUACAAGAUAAUUUUUAUAUUUUCAAAGGUAGUGGACAUUGGAAACAUUGGGGAAGUAUUGACUUAUUAAAAAAUGAAGAAAUAUUAGAAAUGCCUUGCUGUAAUGAAAUUUUUGUACCAACGGUGGAUACAAUAAAAUAUAAUUACACGAUUUUAAAACAUAUUAAAUAUAAAAUACCGUUUAUUCUUUGUGGAGAUAUAUCUAUUGGGAAAACUUUUCUUAUGAAAAAUUUAUUGCAGAAAAAAUUAUUACAGGGAAUGUACUUUAAUUCCUUUAGUUUCACUUCUCUGGAUUCAGUUGUCAGAACUCAACAACUAUUGCUUUCAAAAUUAAAUAAAAUAAGUAAAAACCAUUAUGGUCCACUGAAAGAUCAAUUUUGUAUUAACUUCAUAGAUGAUCUUAAUGUAGAUAUGGAUCAAUGUAGAUCAAAAAUAAGUAAUAUUUUAGAACUUUUCAGGCAAUAUCAUAGUUAUGGAUAUUUUUAUGAUAUAAAAGAAUCUGAAAAAAUUUUUAUCCAUGAUAUUAUGUUUUCUUUUGCACUUAUAGAAAAUACUCAUGCUAAUAUAUGUCCCAGAUUUUUAAAACACUUUAAUCUAUAUACUAUGCAAGUACCUUCUAUUAAUACCAUAUUUAGAAUAUUUUCGAACAUAUUUUUUAUUAAUUUAAAGAAAAAUUCUUUUACUGCAGAUGUACUGAGUACUGUAAAUAGUAUAACUAAUGCUACUAUAGACAUUUACAAUUUUGUAAUUAACACAUUUAGACCGAUACCAACCAAGUUUCAGUAUCAAUUUAGUAUUAGAGAUAUAAGCAGAGUAAUUAAUGGAUGUAAUCUUAUUCAAAAAGAAUCAGUAGAAACUAAAAUUACCUUUGUUCGUUUGUGGGCUCAUGAAAUAUGGAGAGUUUUUGGUGAUCGGAUAUUAGAUAACAAUGAUAAAGAAUGGUUGUUCUUGAAAAUUAGGGAAAUUGCAAAAUGUCAUUUUAAAGAUUCAUUUGAAACAAUUUUUGAUUAUUUACCAAAAUCAAAAAAUAAUGAAAUUACUCAGGAUAGCUUUAAUUAUUUAAUGUUCAACAAUUUUAUGGAUAACGAUAAAAGAUAUGAAGAGAUAAGUUCUAUUGAGAAAUUAAAAAAUAAAGUUCUUUUUUAUUUAAAUGAAUAUAAUAAAAAUGUAACAAACAAAAUUGAUGUUGUUAUAUCACAGUAUAUAUUAGAAUGUUUAAUUAAAAUUUCAAGAAUUUUAAUUAUCCCAGGGGGUAAUUUAUUGAUGAUUUCUAAUGUAGGAUCUGGUAGAAGAUCUUUAAUGAGACUUGCUGUUUACAUUCAACACCAAGAAUUAUUUGAACCCUCUAUACAUUCUUAUUAUGACUUCCAUGUAUGGAGGACAGAAUUAAAAACAAUUCUUCAGAAAUGUGGUGGACUAAGAAAACCUUUUAUACUUUUCAUAAAAGUUAAACAAGUAACAACUAAUAUUUUUUCUGAUAUUAGUAGUUUGUUGGCAACAGGUGAAAUACCUGACUUAUUUUCCACGAAUGAAAAAUAUGAUAUUAUUGAAAUGGUACGUUUACAUGCUCAAGGUGGUAACAAAAAUGCAGAAAUAAGUAAUCAUUCUGUAAUGAAUUAUUUUCUAGAUCAAUGUAGAAACUAUCUGCAUAUUGUAAUUUGUUUUAAUUCGACACAUAAAGCAAUUAGGUCACAUUUAUACACAUAUCCGGAACUAUUAAAGUAUUGUACAAUAAAUUGGUACAAUAUAUGGCCAACAGAUACACUUACACAAAUAAGUAUAAAAUAUAUUUCGAGUAUUAAUAUUGAAGAAAAUUUAAAAACAAAUAUAAUAACAGCUUACAUAAAAUUGCACAACAAUGUGCAAGAAAUGAGUAGUAAAUAUUAUGAAGAAAGUGGUAAAAGAAUUUACAUAACAUCAUCUUCAUUUUUACAUAUGUUGAAACUAUAUGUUAAUCUUAUAUCAAAGAAACAAGAACACAUUGUAACAAUGAGAAACAGAUACUUGGUAGGAUUAGAAAAAUUAGAAUUAGCAGCACAACAAGUUGAAAAGAUGAAAGCUACAUUAACAAUAUUGAAACCUCAGUUAGAAUUAUCUGCUCAGAAAACUAUAAAUACUAUGAGAGAAGUCGAAAAUGAAAAUAUCAGUGUAGAAAGAGCAACUGCUCUUGUACAACAUGAAGAAGAAAUCGCACAUAGGAAAGCAGAAAUUGCUGGAAGAUUAAAGAUGGAAUGUGAAGCUGAUCUUGCUAUAGCAAUUCCAAUUCUAGAAGAUGCUAUUGCUGCAUUAAACACAUUAAAACCUACAGACAUUACACUUGUUAAAGCCAUGAAAAAUCCUCCUGAUGCUAUUAAGCUAGUAAUGGCUGCAGUUUGUGUCAUGCUUGGUGUUCCUCCAGAGAAAGCCAUUGAUUCGGUUACCGGUAAAAAGUAUACAGAUUACUGGGGUCCAAGUAAACGCGUUCUAAGUGAUAUGAAUUUUCUACAGAUGUUAAAAGAUUACGAUAAAGAUAACAUUUCACCUAAUAUCAUGCAAGUUAUUAAAAAAACAUACAUGGUAGAUAACAAUUUUAAACCACAUAUUGUUGCUAAAGCAUCAAGUGCUGCUGAGGGAUUAUGUAAAUGGGUACGUGCAAUGGUAUCUUACAAUGAAGUUGCAAAAGCUGUUGCACCCAAAAAAGAAAAAUUGUUCACUGCACAAAAGGAAUGCAACGAAGUUGAGACUUUUUUGAACGAGAAACGUGUAAUACUUUUGGCAUUGAAUAAGAAACUCACGGCACUGAAUAACAGUCUUCAAGAAACAUUGCAACAAAAAGUGAAACUGGAAAAAGAAGUAGAAGAUUGUACUAAUAAACUUUAUAAAGCAGAGAAUCUAAUGACAAGUUUAGGGGGUGAAAAGAAUCGUUGGAUGCAGAUGGCAGAUAAUCUUAAAGAAAGUUAUAAUAAUCUUGUGGGAGAUAUGAUAAUAACAUGUGGCAUAAUAAGUUACAUGGCAUCAUGUAACAUUAUGUUUCGUGAUCAAAUUUUGGAAUACUGGAAACAAUAUUUAGAAGAUUUAAAGAUAUCAUAUACUAAAAACUAUAACUUAGUAAAUGUACUUGGAGAAGAAAACGAAAUAAAUCAUUGGUAUUUAUGUGGUUUACCUAAAAACAGAUUUUCACUUGAAAAUGCAAUUAUUAUGAGUAAUUCUGAAUUAUGGUGCUUGUUUAUUGAUUCACAAAAUCAGGCAAAUCAAUGGAUUAAAACAAUUGAAAAUAAAAAUAAUCUUAAAAUCAUCAAACUCAAUGAUUCUGAUUACAUAUCAACUCUUCAACACAAUAUUGAAAAUGGUAUUCCUACAUUAAUUGAAAACGUCGGAGAAGAGUUAGAAAUAUCAUUGUACCCUUUUCUAUCAAAAAGAACUUACAGCAAUGGAGAAUCGUUAUAUCUGGAUAUUGGUUACAGCACUAUAAAAUAUUCUACUGAUUUUCGAUUAUACAUUACAACAAGGUUGCUUAAUCCCCAGUUUUCAUGUGAAAUAUUCAAUAAACUUACAGUAAUUGAUUUUUCUAUUUCAAGUGAAGGGCUUCAAGACCGACUUCUUGAUUUCAUUAUGUCUAAAGAAACACCAGAACUUCAAGAUAAAUUUGAAACUUUGCUUAUGGAAGAACUUGAUAAUAAGAAAAUAUUAAAACAACAAGAAGAUCAUAUUCUAAUCACUUUGUCUUCAACAACCACAAAUAUUCUUGAUGAUGAAAAUGCUAUAAAAAGUUUAGAUUUUUCAAAAAAUCUUUCUUUAAACAUAAUCAAAAAGCAAGAAGUAGCUAAAACAAUAUCUUUAAAAAUAAAGAAAUCUCGAUGCGCUUAUGUGCAAUUAGUUAAGUACUGUGCAAAUCUGUUUGAUACACUUAAUGACUUAUCACACCUAAAUCACAUGUACCGUUUCUCUUUCUCGUGGUUUAUGCAAUUAUACAGAAGAUCAAUUGAGACUUCAAAUAGAAGUAUUAUUCUCGAAAAACGAUUAAAAUUUCUGAAAAGUUCGUUUACUAAGAAUCUUCAUAUAAGCAUCUGUAAAUCUUUAUUAGAAAAACAUAAAAUAGUAUAUUCAUUCUUAUUAUGCUGUAAAAUCUUAUUAGAUGAUCAGCAAACAACAGAAGAAGAAAUUAAGUACUUUACAUCAUCAAACUUCAAUCACAUAAAUCCUGAUUAUGUAAUCAAUUGGUUACCAUCUGAUAUUUGGAUAAAUAUUUGUAAUCUCAGUAAAACAUUGUUUGCUUUUCAUGGUCUUGUAAAUAGUUUCUAUGAUAAUGAUAAAGCCUGGAAGCAAUACUACUCUUCUGAGCCAUUGCAAAACCAUUUAUUACCAGAACCUUGGAUCACAAAAUUAUCUUUGUUUCAAAAAUUGAUACUCAUAAAAAUUUUACGACCAGAUAAAAUUAUAAUAGAAAUAAUGCAACUGAUAGAAAAUAUUUUGGGAAAUACAAAAGGUUACUCUCCACAAAUUAAAAUAUCUCAAGCAUAUACAGAGUCCAGUUGUUUAAUUCCGCUUUUAUUCAUUCUACCAGCUUGUUCUGCACCACAGUCACUCAUUUCUGCAUAUGCAAAGAAAAAAGGCUGCUUUUCAAAGUUCAUAUCUUUAUCUAUGAGCAGAGAGCAAGAAGAAAAAGCUGAAGUUCUUAUUCAAAAAGCUCAAAAGAAAGGAGGUUGGGUGCUAUUGGAAAAUUGUCAUUUAGUGCCUCAUUGGAUGAUUCAGCUUGAAAAAAUCUAUGCAAAUUGGAGUAUUUCUAACGUAUCAUUAGAUUUUAGACUAUGGUUAUCUAGUUAUUCCACUAAAGAAUUUCCAGUUCAUGUUUUACAAGAUAGUAUAAAAAUAGCAUAUGAUUCUCCUUUAAGCAUGAAAGAAACAUUACUGAACAUAUAUCAUUCUGAACCCAUAGCAAAUAAAGAAUUUUUUGAAAGUUGCCCUGGGAAAGAUAUAGCAUUUUCAAAACUUCUUUUCAGCCUAUGUCUUUUUCAUGUUGUUAUAAAAGAAAGAAAAAGUUUUAAAACCCAAGGUUGGAACAUACCAUAUAAUUUUGAUAAUACCGACCUUGAAUUAUCCAUUAUGCAACUGCAAAAUUUAAUAAAUAAUACUGAUUAUGUACCUUUCAAUAUCCUUCUGUAUUUUAUUGGAGAAUGCAACUAUGGUGGAAAGGUUGAAAAUGAUUUUGAUAAGAGAUGUCUACAACAUCUUUUAAAUGACUAUUGCAAUUCUAGCAUAAUAAAAAAUCAUCAGUAUGCCUAUGAAAAUGAAAUAGAGAAAUUAAUACCACAAAGGUGUGAAUAUGAAUAUAUAAUUAAACACAUUGAAAAAAUACCAUUGGAUUUAUUACCUGAAGUUUUUGGAUCAAACAGGAAUGGUCUUGUUAUUCAACAUACCACAAUGGUCAAAGAAUUUUUCUCAUCUAUUUCUUCUAUGAAUCUUCUUGACUCUUCAUCAAAUGAACAGUCAUCUGAAAAUCAAAUAUUAACUUUGAUUAGUAAUAUUAAUGAUAAGCUAUCUAAUUUAACUGAAAUCAAUGAGAUACAAAUACAUACUUCUCUAUUAGAUGAACCCUUGGAAAGGGUACUUUUCUGUGAAAUGAAGUUACUAAAAUACAGUUUAGAAACUAUAACUAAAACAUUGAACAGUUUAAAAUUAGCAUUAAGUGGCUAUCUUCCAUUCUCUGAUUCUUUAAAAGAACUAGCAGAAGAACUGUACAAAAAUAAGAUACCACACAGUUGGAUAAAUAUUGAAAACAAUCUUAUUACAGGAAAUUUGGCAUAUUAUAUUGACAAUUUAUUAAAGCAUGCAAUUUUUAUCAAAAAAUGGAUGAAUGAGGGAUGCCCUCAUAAUAUUUGCUUUGAUGCAGUAUUCCAUUGUAAAAUGUUUCUUUCUGCAGUUUCAUUAACUUUUUCUAAAUCAUAUGAUAUACCUAUUGAAGAAAUUGAAUUCGAUUUUCAAGUUCAGAUAAAAGGAACUAAUACAGAAGAUCCUGAUGUAUAUUUCAUACACGGGCUGCAUUUAUGCGGUGCUCGAUGGGAUUUUGAAACAAAUAAAUUAAUUGAAAGUUUUACAAAUGAACUGUGGCAAAAUAUGUCGCCUAUACGGUUCAAAUGUUCACGAAAUAAAAAGGACAUAGCCGAGGUUUACGAAUGUCCUCUAUAUAGAACCGUCAUUCAAAAUGCUGAUAAAAACCUUGAAUUAACUUCCAAAAAUUUUAUCAUCUGUAUACCCCUAAAGACUACUGUGCAUCAUGCUCAUUGGAUAAAAUGCGGUACGGCAUUGUUUUGUCAUAUUCCAUAAUAUUAUAAAUCCUCAAAGAAAUCACAAUAAAAGAUAUUAAAAUAAAACAGUUUUAAUACGAUAUAUUUAUA